AUGGCUAUGAACAGCGAGAAUCCAUUGCCGCAGCCUAACUUUGGGCUUAUUUCCGAGGGCUUUGGGUCAUUAUCGGAACAGUUCGCGCUUUGCGCUAACUUACCUGCCGUUAACAAUGGAGAUCGCUUAGUAACGACCUUGCAAACAAUCCUCAACCGGCUUGUGCAGCUGAACGAAAAGGCAGAUGCAUUAGAUCGCAAGGUCGAAGACCUGCGUUCAGAUAUGAGUGCAGAACGUCGAAAUGCAAUCGCGAGACUCCAGAACUCCUCGGUAAUGAGUGUGAGCGAGGAUCUGGUGGCCUUGCAUAACCCCGCCACGGGUGCCUUGAUUAAUAAUUUCCCGCCGACUCUUGGUCACCUGGACCGUCUAGAGAUGCGGCAGGUGAACGAGCUGUUGCAGCAGCUAGGCGAGGUAGGAACAGGUCGGAUCGACGAAAGGAGAAGACAUCUAAUGCGUACGAUCGGUGUACUUGCGCGGAAGUUGCGAUAG
Molecule: messenger RNA, 489 nt
Organism: Ustilaginoidea virens
Lineage: Eukaryota; Fungi; Ascomycota; Sordariomycetes; Hypocreales; Clavicipitaceae
Exons: 3
Coding region: 1-489 (162 amino acids)
Source: RefSeq, a predicted model, not a curated record